CAAAGCACUCCUAGGCUGAAAGGAGGAGCAAUUAGCAGCGGGGAGGCGGCUUUAGGAGCCUGGAAGGCUGCGCAACCUGAUAGAGGAGGGGCGUGGGGACUGGGGGACGGUCAGGGAGGGUGUCUGAUAUGCUGCUGGGGUCGUGACCGGCCGGGGACCGAGGCAGGACCUGGCCGGACCCCGCCAGGAGGCCUCUUCUUGGUCGGGCCUAAUAUCCAGUGGUCAGGUAGGCCUCGCCAGAGGCUCCUUCCCGUGCAGCCGCCGCGGGCUCCUGUCCCGUUUCCCUGGCUAGGAGAUGGCCGCCCCGAGCGCCCCGCCGGAGCCUAAGGGGUUGCUGACAUUUGAGGAUGUGGCUGUGUUUUUUACCCAGGAGGAGUGGGAUUAUCUGGACCCAGCUCAGAGAAGCCUAUAUAAAGAUGUCAUGAUGGAGAAUUAUGGGAACCUGGUGUCACUGGAUGUUUUGAGCAACAGUAAGGAUGAGGAACCAACUGUGAAACAGGAAAUUGAGGAAAUGGAAGAAGAAGUGGAACCACAGAGUGUAAUUGUUACAAGAAUCAAAAGUGAAAUUGACCAGGAUCCCAUGAGUAGAGAAACCUUUGAACUUGUUGGUAGGUUAGAUAAACAGAGAGGGAUCUUCUUAUGGGAAAUACCAAGGGAAUCUUUGACCCAGGAACAAAGAAUGUUCAGAGGAAAUACUAAUAUAAUCCGUAAGAGACCGAACUCAGAAGAAAAGUGUCAUAAAUGUGAAGAGUGUGGAAAAGGUUUUGUCCGCAAAGCCCAUUUCAUUCAACAUCAAAGAGUCCAUACUGGUGAGAAACCUUUUCAAUGCAAUGAAUGUGGGAAAAGUUUUAGUCGCAGUUCAUUUGUUAUUGAACAUCAGAGAAUUCACACUGGGGAAAGACCCUAUGAGUGUAAUUACUGUGGAAAAACCUUUAGUGUGAGCUCAACACUUAUUAGGCAUCAGAGAAUCCACACUGGAGAGAGACCGUAUCAGUGUAAUCAGUGUAAACAGAGCUUCAGCCAGAGAAGAAGUCUUGUUAAACAUCAAAGAAUUCACACAGGUGAGAAACCUCAUAAGUGUGCUGACUGUGGAAAAGCCUUCAGUUGGAAAUCACACCUUAUUGAACAUCAGAGAACUCACACUGGUGAGAAACCCUAUCACUGUACCAAAUGUAAGAAAAGCUUUAGUCGAAAUUCAUUGCUUGUUGAACAUCAGAGGAUUCACACUGGGGAAAGACCUCAUAAAUGUGGUGAAUGUGGGAAAGCUUUUAGAUUAAGUACUUACCUUAUACAACACCAGAAAAUUCACACUGGUGAGAAGCCUUUUCUUUGUAUUGAAUGUGGAAAAAGCUUCAGUCGGAGUUCAUUCCUUAUUGAACAUCAGAGGAUCCAUACAGGUGAAAGACCUUAUCAGUGCAAAGAGUGUGGGAAAAGCUUCAGUCAGCUUUGCAACCUUACUCGUCAUCAGAGAAUUCACACAGGAGACAAACCCCAUAAAUGUGAGGAAUGUGGAAAAGCCUUUAGUAGAAGCUCAGGCCUUAUUCAGCAUCAGAGAAUUCAUACCAGAGAGAAGGCUUAUCCAUACAGUGAAACUAAAGAAAGUUUUGAUCCAAAUUGCAGCCUUGUUAUACAGCAAGAGGUCUAUCCUAAGGAGAAAUCUUAUAAAUGUGAAGAAUGUGGAAAGACUUUUAGUGUCAGUGCUCAUCUGGUACAACAUCAAAGAAUCCACACUGGUGAAAAGCCCUACCUAUGUACUGUAUGCGGGAAAAGCUUCAGUCGGAGCUCAUUUCUUAUUGAACAUCAAAGAAUCCAUACUGGUGAGAGACCCUAUCUGUGUAGACAAUGUGGCAAAAGCUUCAGUCAGCUUUGUAAUCUUAUUCGACAUCAGGGUGUGCACACAGGGAAUAAACCCCAUAAAUGUGAUGAGUGUGGGAAGGCCUUUAGCCGAAACUCGGGCCUUAUUCAGCAUCAGAGAAUACACACAGGAGAAAAACCUUAUAAGUGUGAGAAGUGUGACAAAAGUUUCAGUCAACAGCGCAGCCUUGUCAACCAUCAGAAGAUCCACGCAGAGGUGAAAAUCCAAGAAGCCCACGAAUGUGAUGCAUGCGGUGAAGCCUUCAAUUGUCGCAUUUCCCUUAUUCAGCAUCAAAAAUUGCACACUGCAUGGAUUCAGUAGAUACAAAGAAAUGUUAAAGCUCUGUUUGAUUUGAGAACUAGCUUCCCAAAUGCAGUUUCACUAUGACUGAACUUGAGUCAGAUUUAAUGGUUGAUAAAGCAAAUUCUCCUUGGCCUUAGGCGAUGGUGUCUAAAUGCAUGUAGGUAAUUGCAGACUUCCAUUACUCUUUGUUUGGGAUGCCAUAAAGACUCAGAUAGUAAUGAAUCUAAGUUUCUUUAACAAAUCUUUCAGCAGAGAGGUUAAAUGCAGACUCAGAACCCUCAGUUAUAGUGAAGAAAGGGAAUGGGACAAAGCUGAACUAGAACAAGGGAGCUGGAAGCAGAUGAUGUUAUAAAACAGAAUGGUGAGUGAAAGAGUCUUCUGCCAUCAUCUUUGGUGGUUCUUUCCAUUCCAUGAUGUAUUUGGCUGAGCAUGCCAAAGUCCAGUGAUUGAGCAUAUGAUUAACUUUUCAAGGAAACAAGGCCUAGAGUUAUUUGAAAUUGGUAUCCAAAAUCAUGGUUAAGAAAGCUAGUUGUUUGGCAUGUGAGUUAAAGGCAGUUCCAAUGCCUUGUGGUCUCUAUAUCAAUGAGUGGACCAUUAACUUUACAUAUAAAGAUUAUGUGAGUAAGAAACCUAGCAAAGAUGUUACCAAGAAUCUUUUGGGAGUGCCUUUUAUCCAAGAUGGCCCAAAAAGGUAGAGAAAGACACUUGUUUUAUAUCUUACAUAUGUGAAAGAUGUUUGAAGUCCUAUACAAAUAGGACUCCACUACUGAGAGCAUGUAGAAGUGUACAGAUUCUGAUCACCACAAAUUGAAAAUAAAAAGGUUUGGAGUCAAUGCUAGGGUGCUGAGAAUUUUUUUGUUUUUUAUUGCUUUGUAUUUCAUGGUAACUAGAUUUUGCAUGCAGUUUUAAAAUCCUUGUUUCUGGUUCUAGGGCUUCCCUUAGUUGAAGGUUAUUAUAAACUGAUUAAUUCAUCUCUGUUUUAAUCAUUAAAACCUGUUUUGUUUUUUGAUUUG
Orycteropus afer afer is the source of this 3171-nucleotide messenger RNA. Lineage: Eukaryota; Metazoa; Chordata; Mammalia; Tubulidentata; Orycteropodidae. The record is from RefSeq and is a predicted model, not a curated record.